Messenger RNA from Thamnophis elegans (Western terrestrial garter snake), 14930 nucleotides. RefSeq names its product HECT and RLD domain containing E3 ubiquitin protein ligase family member 1 (gene HERC1). NCBI's taxonomy places the organism in Eukaryota, Metazoa, Chordata, Lepidosauria, Squamata, Natricidae. The transcript has 78 exons. Bases 112 to 14709 code for a protein of 4865 amino acids. The record is from RefSeq and is a predicted model, not a curated record. Gene Ontology annotation, molecular function: ubiquitin-protein transferase activity; protein binding.
CCUCCCUGCCCCCCCCCCUUCCGCGCGGGAGGCUUCCUGCCGCCUGAGCAGCCGCGGGAGGAUCCGAGAGGCGGCCGCGGGACAGGACGUCUGGCCCGUGGGUAGGCCAGCAUGGCAACCAUGGUUCCCCCUGUGAAACUGAAGUGGCUGGAGCACCUCAACAGCUCCUGGAUCACGGAAGACAGCGAGUCGAUCGCCACCAGGGAAGGCGUCUCCGUCCUCUACGCGAAGCUGGUCAGUAACAAAGAGGUGGUGCCCCUCCCUCAGCAGGUCUUCUGCCUCAAAGGGCCGCAGCUGCCGGACUUUGAGCGCGAGUCCCUCUCCAGCGAUGAGCAGGACCACUACUUGGACGCGCUCCUUAGCAGCCAGCUGGCUCUGGCCAAGAUGGUCUGCUCGGACUCCCCCUUCGCCGGGGCGCUCCGGAAGCGCCUGCUGGUCCUGCAGCGCAUCUUUUACGCCCUUUCCAACAAGUACCACGACAAAGGCCGGGUGAAGCAGCAGCAGCACUCGCCGGAGAGCAGCUCGGGCUCCACGGACAUCCACUCGGUCAGCGAGAGGCCCAGGUCGAGCACGGACGCGCUGAUCGAAAUGGGGGUGCGGACCGGGCUGAGCCUGCUCUUCGCGCUGCUGAGGCAAAGCUGGAUGAUGCCGGCCGCGGGGCCCGGGAUCAGCCUUUGCAAUGACGUCAUCCACACGGCGAUUGAGGUGGUCAGUUCCUUGCCUCCUUUGUCCCUGGCCAACGAGAGCAAGAUCCCCCCCAUGGGCCUGGACUGCCUCUCUCAAGUCACAGUCUUUCUUAAAGGAGUAACCAUCCCCAACUCCGGGGCGGACACCCUCGGGCGGAGGCUGGCUUCCGAGCUGCUGCUGGGCUUGGCGGCUCAGCGUGGCUCCCUGCGGUACCUCUUGGAGUGGAUUGAGAUGGCCCUCAGCGCAUCGGCCGUGGUCCACACCAUGGAGAAGAAGAAGCUGCUGCAGAGCUCAGAAGGCCUGAUCAGCUUCGAUUGCUUCAUGAUGAUCCUGAUGCAAAUGAGGCGGUCCUUGGGGUCGUCUGCAGACCGAAGCCAGUGGAGGGAACCAACCAGGACCUCGGAAGGACUGUGCUCGCUCUAUGAGGCAGCCUUGUGUCUCUUCGAGGAGGUCUGCCGGAUGGCCUCGGACUACUCCAGGACGUGUGCCAGUCCCGACAGCAUCCAGACUGGGGAGACUCCCAUGGUUUCCGAGACCUGCGAGGUCUACGUCUGGGGCAGCAACAGCAGCCACCAACUUGUGGAAGGGACCCAGGAGAAAAUCCUUCAGCCUAAGUUGGCUCCGAGUUUCUCUGAUGCGCAGACAAUUGAAGCUGGCCAGUAUUGCACCUUCGUCAUAUCCACGGACGGGUCCGUUCGAGCUUGUGGCAAAGGCAGCUACGGCCGGCUGGGACUGGGUGACUCCAACAAUCAGUCCACUCUGAAGAAAUUGACUUUUGAGCCUCACCGGUCCAUCAAAAAGGUGUCUUCUUCAAAAGGCUCAGAUGGCCACACGCUGGCAUUCACCACCGAAGGAGAAGUCUUCAGCUGGGGGGACGGCGACUACGGGAAACUGGGCCACGGAAAUAGCUCCACCCAGAAAUACCCCAAGCUGAUCCAGGGACCUUUGCAGGGAAAGGUGGUGAUUUGUGUAUCAGCCGGCUACCGGCAUAGUGCCGCUGUCACCGAGGAUGGUGAAUUGUACACCUGGGGAGAAGGAGACUUUGGCCGGCUAGGUCACGGUGACAGCAACAGCCGUAACAUCCCAACGCUCGUCAAAGAUAUUAGCAAUGUUGGAGAAGUCUCCUGCGGCAGCUCUCACACCAUAGCCCUGUCCAAAGAUGGGCGGACGGUUUGGUCCUUUGGAGGAGGAGAUAAUGGCAAACUGGGUCACGGAGACACCAACCGAGUGUAUAAGCCGAAAGUGAUAGAAGCUCUGCAGGGGAUGUUCAUACGGAAAGUCUGUGCCGGAAGCCAGUCUUCGCUGGCCCUGACAUCAACUGGACAAGUGUCUGCCUGGGGCUGCGGGGCAUGCUUAGGGUGUGGCUCCUCCGAAGCCACGGCCCUCCGGCCCAAGCUGAUUGAAGAGCUGGCUGCCACGCGGAUCGUGGACAUUUCAAUUGGCGACAGCCAUUGCUUGGCCCUUUCGCACGAUAACGAAGUUUACGCUUGGGGAAACAACUCCAUGGGCCAGUGUGGCCAAGGGAACUCCACCGGCCCCAUCACUAAGCCAAAGAAAGUCAGCGGCUUAGAUGGAGUCGCCAUUCAGCAGAUUUCGGCUGGGACUUCCCACAGCCUGGCUUGGACAGCCCUUCCCAGAGAUAGGCAGGUUGUGGCCUGGCACAGGCCGUAUUGUGUGGAUCUUGAAGAGAGCACCUUCUCCCACCUCCGUUCUUUCCUCGAGCAGUAUUGUGACAAAAUCAACAGUGAGAUCCCUCCUCUUCCUUUUCCUUCCUCGAGGGAGCACCACACUUUCUUAAAGCUCUGCCUGAAGCUGCUCUCCAACCACCUGGCUCUGGCGUUGGCCGGCGGAGUGGCCACCAGCAUCCUGGGCAGGCAGGCCGGGCCCCUGCGGAAUUUGUUGUUUCGCCUGAUGGAUUCCUCCGUCCCAGAUGAAAUCCAGGAGGUGGUGAUUGAGACCCUGUCAGUUGGAGCGACGAUGCUGCUGCCUCCCUUGCGGGAGAGGAUGGAGCUGCUGCACUCCCUCCUUCCCCAGGGCCCCGACCGAUGGGAGAGCUUGUCCAAAGGGCAGCGAAUGCAGUUGGAUAUUAUUCUGACCAGCCUGCAGGACCACACUCACGUGGCCUCCUUGCUGGGCUACAGCUCCCCCUCUGACGCCACAGACAUCUCCUCCCUCUGCCUCGCUUACGGGAAUCUCUCUGACGCGGCCUACGGGGCCCAGAGCCACCACCCCGAUACUCACCUGGCCGAAAUCUUAAUGAAGACUCUCCUGCGCAAUUUGGGGUUCUAUACAGACCAAGCCUUUGGAGAGCUGGAGAAAAACAGUGACAAAUUCCUCCUUGGGACGUCUUCCUCCGAGAACAGCCAGCCUGCUCAUCUCCACGAACUGCUUUGCUCCCUGCAGAAACAGCUGCUGGCCUACUGUCACAUCAACAGCGUUGGCGAGAACUCCAGCAGUGUGGCCCUCCUUCACAAGCACCUGCAGCUCCUCUUGCCUCACGCCACGGAGAUCUAUUCCCGCUCAGCUACUUUGCUGAAGGAGAGCUCCUGGAACGGCAGCGUAGGGGACAAGCUGAGAGAUGUCAUCUAUGUGUCUGCAGCAGGAAGCAUGCUUUGCCAGAUCGUGAAUUCCCUGCUUUUGCUGCCUGUAUCGGUAGCCCGAUCUUUACUGAGCUACCUUCUGGAUCUCUUGCCCCCUCUGGAUUGCCUUAACAGACUCCUGCCGGCUGCGGUGCUUCUAGAAGACCAGGAGUUACAGUGGCCUCUUCAUGGUGGGCCUGAACUGGUCGACCCGGCUGGAAUCCCCUUACCUCAGCCGGCCCAGGUGUGGGUGUGGCUUGUGGACCUCGAGCGAACCGUCGCGUUGCUGAUUGGACGGUGCCUGGGUGGGAUGCUGCAAGGGUCGCCGAUGUCUCCCGAAGAGCAGGACACGGCUUACUGGCUGAAAACACCGUUGUUCAGCGACGGAGUAGAAGUGGACGUUCCCCAGUUAGAGAAGUCGGUGAGUUCCCUGCUGGAGGUGGCCCUCUCCGGAAACGAGGAGCAGAAGCCUUUCGAUUACCGCCUGCGGCCGGAGGUCUCCACCUUUGUGGACUUGGCCCUGGGCUGCGCAAAGGAGCCGUCGCGCAGCCUCUGGGUCAGCAUGCAGGACUACGCCGUGAGCAAAGAUUGGGACAGUGCAACCUUGAGCAGUGAGUCCCUGCUGGACACCGUCUCCCGAUUCGUUCUUGCUGCCCUUUUGAAGCACACGAAUCUUCUCAGUCAAGCAAGUGGCGAAAGCAGGUACCAGCCAGGAAAAACCUUAGUAGAAAUCUAUCGCUGUGUGUAUAAAGUUCGGAAUCGUUUGCUUGCUUGCAAGAACAUGGAACUUAUUCCGACCCGCUCGUCUUCCAGGGACAGAUGGCUGUCGGAUAAUCCAGAAUCGUCGGACAUCGAUGCUCAGGAAAGCCCCUUUACCCGCACCAUUGACGAGGAAGCCGAAAUGGAAGAGCAGGCCGAGAGGGAACGAGAGGAGGGGCACGCAGAGCAGGAGGAGGAAGAGGAAGAGAGAGAGCACGAAGUGAUGACCGCCGGCAAAAUAUUUCAAUGUUUCCUAUCAGCCCGUGAAGUAGCUCGCACUCGAGACCGAGAGAGAAUAAAUGGCGGGCUGGGGCCGCAAGCGGAGGAUCAGCCCCCCCAGGCCCAGCAGGAGCGGCGCGGCAGCAGGGACCUCCCGGAAGGCCAGGAUGUGUACACGGCUGCCUGCAACUCGGUGAUCCACCGCUGUGCCCUGCUGAUCUUGGGGGUCAGCCCCGUGGUGGAGGAACUGCAGAAGCGAAGGGAGGAAGGGCAGGCGCAGGCGCUCUCGGGCAGCACUUCGGAAGGGGGCGGCCUCAUGACCAGAAGUGAAAGUCUCAGCGCAGAAAGUCGUUCGGGCCACACUACGUCAAGCUAUAAACUGAUGAAAUCGAGGAGCGAAUCUGACCUCUCUCAGCCUGAAUCGGACGAAGAAAAUUACUCGCUGGUGAGCAGAACUGAUGCGAUCCCAAAGAGCGGAAGGCGAAAUGUGGAUCUGGAUUUGGCAUCGUCGCAUAGAAAGAAAGGCUCGCUCCACAGCCCGAUUGAAACGCUCAGCGACUCGUGGACUCGGCUAAAGCAGCGCGAUUGGCUCUCCAGCUCUUCUUGUUUGUUCAGGGAGUCUGAGGUUGAUUUCACAAAGUCCGUCGGCAUCUACACGUUGAUCGACAACAUGAUUAGCUUCGUGAGUGGGGAUGUAGGGAGCCCCCCAGGCUUCAAGGAGCCCGAAGAAAGCAUGUCCACCAACCCCCAGGCCUACAUCGUGGCCAUGGAGCAGCAGCAGCAGAGAGCAGAGCUGCGCCUGGAGGCCUUGCACCAGAUCCUGGUUUUGCUUUCGGGAAUGGAAGAGAAGGGCGGCCCGGCCUCCCUCGGCAGCCGCCAAGGACUGGGAUUCCAGUCUUCCUCAUUUCUCACUUCGGUGAGGCUGCAGUUCCUGGCCGGCUGCUUCGGCUUGGGAAGCGUGGGGCACGCGGGAGCCAAAGGGGAGAGCGUCCGGUUGCACCACUACCAGGAUGGCAUCAGAGCAGCCAAGAGAAGCAUCCAGACCGAGAUUCAAGUGGCGGUGCACAAGAUCUACCAGCAGCUGUCGGCAACCUUGGAAAGGGCCCUUCAAGCAAAUAAACACCACAUCGAGGCACAACAGCGGCUCCUGUUGGUGACUGUCUUUGCCCUGAGUGUGCAUUAUCAGCCGGCCGAUGUCUCCUUGGCCAUUUCCACCGGAUUGCUGAACGUCCUUUCUCAGUUAUGCGGGAUGGACACCGUCCUUGGGCAGCCCCUGCAGCUCUUGCCCAAGAGUGGCAUUUCCCAGCUCAGCACCGCUUUGAAAGUGGCCAGCACGAGGCUCCUACAGAUUCUGGCCAUCACCACCGGGACGUACGCAGAUAAAUUGAGCCCCAAAGUGGUCCAGUCCUUGCUGGACCUUCUGUGCAGCCAGCUGAAGAACCUGCUGUCACAAGCAGGGGUGAUGCUUAUGACCUCUUCCUUCGGAGAAAAAGAAGUCAGCGAUCAGGAUGAAAAGAAAACAGAGUCCAAAGGUGACCCUGAGAGGAAGGACUUCAAAGUUGCCCUCCGAAAACAGCACGCUGCAGAGUUACAUCUAGGGGAUUUCUUAGUUUUCCUCCGAAGAGUUGUUUCUUCCAAAGCCAUCCAGUCCAAAAUGGCUUCUCCAAAGUGGACAGAAGUGCUCCUGAAUAUAGCUUCUCAGAAGUGCUGCUCAGGUGUGCCCUUGGUUGGCAAACUGAGGACCAGGCUGCUGGCCCUCCAUGUCCUGGAAGCCGUGCUGCCGGCCUGUGAAUCCGGUGUGGAGGAUGACCAGAUGGCUCAGGUGAUCGAACGGCUGUUCUCCCUCCUGGCCGACUGCAUGUGGGAGAGCCCAGUCGCACAAGCCAAGCAGGUGCUUCAGAUGAAAGAGAAAGAGCAAGAAAUAAAGCUGCAGAAGCAGGGGGAGUCUGAAGAGGAGGACGAGAACCUCCCCAUCCAGGAGGUCUCCUUUGACCCCGAGAAGGCCCAGUGCUGCCUGGUGGAAAGCGGGCAGAUUCUCACUCACGGCAGCGGGGGAAAGGGCUACGGGCUGGCAUCCACGGGCGUCUCGUCUGGGUGUUACCAGUGGAAGUUUUACAUUGUGAAGGAAAACCGAGGCAACGAAGGGACGUGCGUGGGGGUUUCUCGUUGGCCCGUUCAUGAUUUCAACCACCGCACCACCUCCGACAUGUGGCUGUACAGAGCCUACAGUGGCAACCUCUACCACAACGGGGAGCAGGCCCUGACCCUGACCAGCUUCACCCAGGGGGACUUCAUCACCUGCGUCUUGGAUAUGGAAGCAAGGACCGUUUCCUUUGGCAAAAAUGGGGAGGAACCCAAACUGGCUUUUGAAGACGUGGAUGCUGGAGAGUUGUAUCCUUGUGUGAUGUUUUACAGUAGCAACCCUGGAGAAAAGGUGAAGAUCUGUGACAUGCAGAUGAGGGGCACCCCAAGGGACCUGCUGCCGGGGGAUCCCAUCUGCAGCCCGGUGGCCACGGUGCUGGCGGAGGCCACGAUCCAGCUGAUCCGCAUCCUGCACCGGACCGACCGCUGGACGCACUGCAUCAACAAAAAGAUGGUGGAGAGGCUGUGCAGAAUCAAAGGCUGCCUGAAGGAGGGCGGUCAGAGGCUGAAGAAAAGCCGCUCCCUGCAGAGCCGGGAGGAGAACGAGGUGCGCGAGGAGGAGGAGAAGACGAAGCCCUGCGGCCGCCCACACGGACUGGCUGACCUCUCGGAGCAGCAGCUGAAGACCCUCUGCGUGGAGGUCUGGCCAGUGCUGGCGGUGAUUGGCGGGGUGGACGCCGGACUUCGAGUCGGGGGACGCUGCAUCCACAAGCAAACCGGGCGGCAUGCCACCUUACUGGGCGUGGUCAAGGAAGGCAGCGCGUCCGCCAAGGUCCAGUGGGACGAGGCUGAGAUCACCAUCAGCUUCCCAACUUUUUGGUCGCCUAGUGAUACGCCGCUCUAUAACCUGGAACCUUGCGAACCGCUGCCUUUUGACGUUGCAAGAUUCCGGGGACUGACGGCCACCGUCUUGCUGGACCUCACCUACCUGACCGGCAUCCACGAAGACCCGGGCAAGCAGAGUAUUAAGCGGCACGAGAAGAGACACAAACACGACCCGGAAGAGAAAGGAGACCCAGAUCAGAAGACGGAAGGCGACGCUGCGCCCGAGGCACGGGCCGCACCCAGCACGGAGGAGCCGAAGGGCCCCGGGGCCAGGCUGGAGAGCGAAGGCUCCUCCUUCUCUUUGGACGCCAUUUCCUUGGGCAUGGAGUGCCAGCAUCUGAGCGCCGAGGGCAAGAAAAAGAACCACGAACACGCCGCCAAGAAUCACGAGGCCGCGCAGUCGGAAACCAGGGCCGUCCAACUGUCCUACCUUUACCUGGGAGCCAUGAAGUCCCUCAGCACGCUGCUCAGCUGCAGCAAGUACGCGGAGAUGCUCCUCAUCCCCAAAGUCCUGGCCGAGAACGGCCACAACUCCGACUGCGCCAGCUCCCCCGUGGUCCACGAGGAGGUGGAGAUGCGCACGGCCCUGCAGUUCUUGAUGCGCCACAUGGUGAAGCGGGCAGUCAUGCGCUCGCCCAUCAAGAGGGCGCUGGGAUUGGCACACCUGGAGCGGGCACAAGCCAUGAUCUACAAAUUGGUUGUGCAGGGGCUGCUGGAAGAGCCGGGCGGCUCCAAACCCAAGCCAGAAAUAGACCAGCAGACCGAAGAGAAUGACCAGAGCCAGCAGGCCCAGACCCCCGUGACCACCAGCCCCUCUGCCUCCAGCACCACCUCGUUCAUGAGCAGCUCUCUGGAAGACACGACCACAGCCACCACCCCCGUGACCGACACGGAGACCGUGCCCGCCUCAGAGUCCCCGGGGGUUCUGCCACUCAGCCUCCUGAGGCAGAUGUUCUCCAGCUACCCCACCACGGCCGUCCUUCCCACCAGAAGGGCCCAGACGCCCCCCAUCUCCUCCCUGCCGACUUCUCCCUCGGACGACGUGGGCAGGCGCCAGUCGCUCACCUCCCCCGACUCUCAGCCCGCCAGACCCGCCAAUCGCACAGCCUUGUCCGACCCAAGCAGCCGCCUGUCCACCUCUCCCCCUCCUCCUGCUGUGGCCGUGCCCCUGCUGGAAAUGGGCUUUUCCCUCCGGCAGAUUGCCAAAGCCAUGGAGACCACAGGUGCACGAGGAGAAGCCGAUGCCCAGAACAUCACCGUUCUGGCCAUGUGGAUGAUUGAGCAUCCCGGGAAUGAGGAAGAUGAAGAGCCUCAGUCAGAAGAAAUGGUGGAUGUCCGGCAGGGAGGAUUAGGCCCAGGAGGGGGGGGCAAGUCCAGCGACCAGAACUACCUGCAGUCUCCGGGAGACAUGCCUUCGGCUGACGCCCCUGAAUUGGAGGAAGGCUUUGGGGAAAGCCAGGAGAACACGGAUCAUGCAGAAAACGCAGCGUCCGGCAGUGGGCCUGUGGCCAGGGGCCGCUCGGCAGUGACCAGGAGGCACAAGUUUGAUCUUGCUGCUCGAACGCUGCUGGCCCGUGCCGCGGGAUUGUACCGCUCUGUUCAGGCCCACCGCAAUCAGAGCCGGAGGGAAGGGAUCUCCUUGCCGCAAGACCCCGGCGCCCUCUACGACUUUAACCUGGACGAGGAGCUGGAGCUGGAGCUGGACGAGGAGGCCAUGGAAGCCAUGUUCGGGCCGGACCUGGCCGGGGACAAUGACAUUCUGGGAAUGUGGAUCCCAGAGGUACUGGACUGGCCGACCUGGCAUGUUUGUGAGUCUGAAGACAGGGACGAAGUGGUGGUGUGCGAGUUGUGCGAAGCCAGCGUGGCCAGCUUCAACCAGCACAUGAAGAGGAGCCACCCCGGCUGUGGGCGCAGUGCCAACCGCCAGGGCUACCGCAGCAACGGCUCCUACGUGGACGGCUGGUUUGGUGGCGAGUGUGGAAGCGGGAACCCUUACUACCUGCUCUGCGGCAGCUGCCGGGAGAAAUACCUGGCGUCCCUGAAGAGCAAGAACAAGUCCUCGGCCUCGGAGAGGUACAAAGGCCAGGCCCCUGAUCUGAUAGGCAAGCAGGAGAGCGUCUACGAAGAAGACUGGGAUAUGCUGGAGGUGGACGAGGAGGAAAAGCUGACCGGCGAAGAGGAGUUUGAGCUGCUGGCUGGACCCCUGGGCUUGAAUGACCGGCGCAUCGUGCCCGAACCUGUCCAGUUCCCGGACAGUGACCCCCUGGGGGCCUCUGUGGCCAUGGUCACGGCCAUCAACAGCAUGGAGGAGACCCUGAUGCAAAUAGGCUGCCAAGGCUCGGUGGAGAAAAGCUCUUCGGGCAGGAUGACUCUGGGGGAGCAGGCGGCCGCUUUGCUGAAUCCCCACGACCGCAUCAUGGCCUUGAGGCGGGUGACGGCAGCAGCCCAGGUGCUCCUGGCCCGGACGAUGGUCAUGCGAGCGCUCUCCCUGCUCUCGGUCAGCGGCUCCAGCUGCAGCCUGGCGGCAGGGCUGGAGUCCCUGGGCUUGACGGACAUCCGCACCUUGGUCCGCCUGAUGUGCCUGGCCGCAGCCGGGAGGGCCGGCCUCUCCACGGGCUCCUGCUCCGGGCUGGGCCCUUCCGAGAGGCCGCGAGGCAUCCAGAGCCAGAUGACCAAGCCCAUCUCCUGCCUGGCCUACCUGAGCACAGCCGUCGGCUGCCUGGCCUCCAACACCCCCGGGGCUGCCAAGCUCCUGGUCCAGCUGUGCACUCAGAACUUGAUUUCAGCAGCUACCGGGGUCAACUUAACGACAGUGGACGACCCCGUGCAACGCAAGUUCUUGCCCAGCUUUCUGCGCGGAAUAGCCGAGGAGAACAAACUGAUCACCUCCCCCAACUUCGUGGUGACCCAGGCCCUGGUGGCCCUCCUGGCCGACAAGGGGGCCAAACUGAGGCCCAGCUACGAUAAAGCAGAAAUGGAGAAGAAAGGGCCCCUGGAGCUGGCCAACGCCCUGGCCGCCUGCUGCCUCUCCUCCCGGCUGUCCUCGCAGCACCGGCAGUGGGCCGCUCAGCAGCUGGUGCGCACCCUCGCCGCUCACGACCGUGACAAUCAGGGCAGCCCGCAGACCCUGGCCGACGUGGGAGGGGACCUGCGCAAGUGCUCCUCCAUCAAGCUGGAGGCUCAUCAGAACAGGGUCAUGACCUGCAUUUGGUGCAACAAGAAGGGCCUCCUGGCCACCAGCGGCAGCGACGGAACCAUCCGCGUGUGGAACGUCACCAAGAAGCAGUACUCCCUGCAGCAGACCUGCGUCUUCAGCAAACUCGAAGGAGAUGCAGAAGAAAAUUUGGGGUCUCCUGGUGACCCCGGCUUCUCUCUCGCCUGCUGGAGUGUGAGUGGCAAGUACCUGGCGGGAGCCCUGGAGAAGAUGGUGAACAUCUGGCAGGUCAACGGAGGAAAGGGGCUCCUGGACAUCCAGCCCCACUGGGUCUCUGCCCUCACCUGGCCCGGAGAAAGCCCCUCUGCAGCCUGGACCGGAGAUGCGCCGGAAUUCCUGCUGGUGGGGCGGAUGGACGGCUCUCUGGGACUGAUUGAGGUUCUGGACGUGUCCACCAUGCGCAGGAUUGAACUGGAACAUUGCUACAGGAAGGACGUGUCAGUGACCUGCCUCGCCUGGUUCAGUGAGGAGACCCCUUUUGCCGUCGGCUACGUGGACGGGAAGCUCUUGAUAGGCACGCGAGAAGCCCGGGAGAGCGGAGGGAUUGUCCUGGUGGACGCACACAAGGACACCCUGGUCAGCAUGAAGUGGGACCCCACGGGGAAGAUCCUCAUGACCUGCGCGAAGGAAGAGUCGGUCAAGCUCUGGGGCUCCUCGGGGAGCUGCUGGCGGCACUUGUGCAGCCUCCCCCACCAGUCCGUGGUGAACGCCCUGGUCUGGUGCAGCCUCCUAGGGAAAGGCCCCAAGCCGCAGCUGCUGCUGGCCACCGGGUGCCAGAAUGGCUUGGUUUGUGUUUGGACAGUUCCCCAGGACGAGCGGGUCUUCCUGCAGUCGAGCCUGGGCUGCUCCGAAGAGUGGUGGGACGAAGACCUCGGCGGGAAGGACGCCUUCCGGAAAGUAGCAGAAACCAAGUGUAUUUAUCAGCUAAAAGGACACAUCACACCUGUGCGGACUUUGACUUUCAGCUCUGACGGACUCACCUUGGUCUCUGGGGGCCUCGGGGGGCUGAUCAACCUCUGGUCUCUGCGGGAUGGGUCCGUCCUGCAGAGUGUGGUGAUCGGUUCUGGAGCUAUUCAGACCGUGGUCUGGAUCCCUGAGGUUGGAGUUGCUGCUUGUUCCAGUAGAUCCAAGGAUGUCCUGGUGGUGAACUGCACUUCGGAAUGGGUCUCCUCCAACCACGUCUUAGCCACAUGUAGGAGCGCUUUGAAACAGCAGGGCAUUUUCGGCUUAAACAUGGCCCCGUGCAUGAGGGCUUUCUUGGAACGGCUGCCCAUCAUGCUGCAGGAACAGUACACCUACGAGAAGCCCUACGUGGUUUGUGGAGACCAGCUGGUUCACAGCCCCUACAUGCAGUGCUUGGCUUCCCUGGCCGUGGGGCUGCGCCUGGACCGGCUCUUGUGCAGCCCACCCGUCCCUCCCCAUCACCAGGCUUGCCUCCCGGACCCCUCGGCCUGGAAUCCCACCGAGUGGGCCUGGCUGGAGUGCUUCUCCACCACAGUCAAGGCUGCGGAGGCUCUGGCCAAGGGAGACACCUUCCCAGAGUCCUUCACGGUCCCAGACCUGGAACCGGUGCCGGAAGAAGAGCUGGCCCUCCUCAUGGACAACGGAAAAUGGAUGAACAGCCUGGAUGAGCAGAUCAUGUCCUGGGCAACCUCACGCCCGGAGGACUGGCACCUUGGCGGGAAGUGUGAUGUGUGCCUCUGGGGAGCCGGAAGGCAUGGGCAGCUGGCAGAGGCCGGAAGGAACGUCCUGGUGCCCGUCUUGGCCGCCUCCUUCUCACAAGCACAACAGGUCAUUUGUGGCCAAAACUGCACAUUUGUCAUCCAAGCGAACGGUACAGUUUUGGCCUGCGGAGAAGGCAGCUACGGCCGGCUGGGACAAGGAAAUUCCGACGAUCUCCACGUGCUCACCGUCAUUUCAGCUUUGCAGGGUUUUGUGGUCACCCAGCUGGUGACGUCUUGCGGUUCUGAUGGACAUUCCAUGGCCUUGACGGAGAGCGGGGAAGUUUUCAGCUGGGGAGACGGAGAUUAUGGCAAACUGGGGCACGGAAACAGCGACCGGCAGCGCCGGCCAAGGCAGAUAGAAGCUUUGCAAGGAGAGGAAGUCGUGCAGAUGUCCUGUGGCUUUAAGCAUUCGGCCGUGGUGACUGCAGACGGCAAACUCUUCACUUUUGGGAACGGCGACUACGGACGGCUGGGCUUGGGCAACACCUCCAACAAGAAGCUUCCGGAGAGGGUGACGGCGCUGGAGGGCUACCAGAUUGGAGAGGUGGCCUGUGGACUCAAUCACACCAUCGUCGUAUCUACCGACGGUUCCAUGGUUUGGGCUUUUGGGGACGGAGACUACGGGAAGCUGGGCCUGGGAAACUCAACAGCCAAGUCCUCCCCGCAGAAAGUAGACAUUCUUUGUGGCAUAGGAAUCAAGAAGGUUGCCUGUGGCACCCAGUUUUCCGUGGCUUUGACGAAGGACGGGCACAUCUACACUUUUGGGCAAGACCGGCUGAUUGGCCUUCCGGAAGGACGAGCCCGAAACCACAACCGGCCCCAGCAGGUCCCGGCCCUCUCGGGGGUCUUCGUGGAGGACGUGGCUGUGGGAGCAGAGCACACCCUGGCGCUCUCCUCUGCCGGAGACGUCUACGCCUGGGGCAGCAACUCGGAAGGCCAGUUGGGGUUGGGCCACACCAACCACAUCCGGGAGCCCACCCUGGUCACCGGGCUGCAAGGGAAGAACAUCCGGCAGAUCUCCGCUGGGCGAUGUCACAGCGCUGCCUGGACCGCCCCGCCCGUCCCCCCUCGAGCGCCAGGGGUGUCGGUGCCGUUGCAGCUGGGCUUGCCGGACGCCAUUCCUCCCCAGUACGGGGCCCUGAAGGAAGUGAGCAUCCACACCGUCCGGGCCAGGCUCCGGCUCCUCUACCACUUCUCCGACCUCAUGUACUCCUCCUGGAGGUUGCUGAACCUCAGUCCCAACAAUCAGAGCAGCACAUCCCACUACAACGCCGGCACUUGGGGGAUCGUCCAAGGGCAGCUGAGGCCACUGCUGGCGCCCCGCGUCUACACGCUGCCCAUGGUGCGUUCCAUUGGGAAGACGAUGGUCCAGGGGAAGAACUACGGCCCCCAGAUCACGGUCAAGAGGAUCUCCACCAGGGGCCGGAAGUGCAAGCCCAUCCUGGUACAGAUCGCCAGGCAGGUGGUCAAGCUGAACGCCUCCGAUCUCCGGCUGCCCUCUCGGGCCUGGAAGGUGAAGCUGGUGGGCGAAGGCGCUGACGAUGCCGGGGGCGUCUUCGACGACACCAUCACAGAGAUGUGCCAGGAACUUGAAACCGGGAUUGUAGACCUGCUGAUUCCUUCCCCAAACGCAACGGCCGAAGUCGGCUACAACAGGGACCGGCUUCUCUUGAACCCCUCGGCCUGCCUGGAGGAGCACCUGAUGCAGUUCAAGUUCCUGGGCAUCCUGAUGGGCGUGGCCAUCCGCACCAAGAAGCCCCUGGACCUCCACCUGGCCCCGCUGGCCUGGAAGCAGCUCUGCUGCAUCCCGCUGGCCCUGGAGGACCUGGAGGAGGUGGACCUGCUCUACGUGCAGACGCUGAAUAGCAUUCUUCACAUUGAAGACAGCGGCAUCACCGAGGAGAACUUCCACGAGAUGAUUCCUCUAGAUUCCUUUAUUGGCCAGAGUGCCGAUGGCAAAAUGGUGCCCAUCAUCCCCGGUGGGAACAGCAUCCCCCUCACUUUCUCAAACCGGAAGGAGUACGUGGAAAGAGCCAUCGAGUACCGGCUGCACGAAAUGGAUCGCCAGGUGGCCGCCGUGCGGGAAGGGAUGUCCUGGAUCGUGCCGGUGCCUCUGCUGUCCUUGCUGACGGCCAAGCAGCUGGAGCAGAUGGUCUGCGGGAUGCCCGAGAUCUCGGUGGACGUGCUGAAGAAGGUGGUGCGCUACCGCGAGGUGGACGAGCAGCACCAGCUGGUCCAGUGGUUCUGGCACACGCUGGAAGAGUUCUCCAACGAGGAGAGGGUCCUUUUCAUGAGGUUCGUGUCCGGAAGAUCUCGCCUGCCAGCGAACACGGCGGAUAUUUCUCAGCGGUUCCAAAUCAUGAAGGUCGAUAGGCCUUACGACAGCUUGCCUACCUCACAGACCUGCUUCUUCCAACUGCGUCUCCCACCCUACUCCAGUCAGCUGGUCAUGGCCGAGCGGCUGCGCUAUGCAAUCAACAAUUGCAGGUCGAUCGAUAUGGACAAUUAUAUGCUGUCCCGAAACGUGGACAAUGCCGAGGGCUCCGACACGGACUAUUAACUGUGGACAAAAUCCCCCCCUCUCUCUCUCUCCCUCCCUCCCUCCCUCUCUAUCUCUCGCUCUCUAUCUCUCUCAAAGAAUGCCCACACCGGAUUUCAGUGGUGACAUGGUUUUACGGUAAAGAUAGAUGUUUUAGGAAUAUAAACAGUGGCCACCUUUUUAGUUACUCUAAAUGUAACAAAAUUUAGAUGUGUUUAUUUUUUGUGACUGUAAGCAGAAAA